This is a messenger RNA of Mucor mucedo, 1770 nucleotides long. RefSeq names its product WD40-repeat-containing domain protein. The record is from RefSeq and is a predicted model, not a curated record. Lineage: Eukaryota; Fungi; Mucoromycota; Mucoromycetes; Mucorales; Mucoraceae. Bases 1 to 1770 code for a protein of 589 amino acids. The transcript is spliced from 8 exons. Gene Ontology annotation, molecular function: protein binding.
AUGGAUAAAUGCAACUGGAAUGAAGGUCAAUUGGCAAUUGGUAUGGGAGAUAAUUCCAUCAAACUUUGGAAUUAUUCUAACGCUGGCUCUGUCAUGAAGAAGGCUAAUAAAUAUCAUGAUUAUUACGACGCCAGUGUUUUAUGGAAAGGAUUACAGGGAAAAAUAGAAAAGAUUAGAUGUCAUCCAACACGAGAAGGUUACUUGGCCUAUUCAAACGAAUAUGGUCAUGUUGGAAUAUACGAUAUAUUUAACUUGCGUCAUAUACCAUUCAGGACAUAUCAUAAAGUUCAAGGCGCCCCUUCAAUCGAUUGGGGAUCGGAUAUGUGUCUAGCUUUAGAAGAUACUGAUAUGAAAGACACAGCAAUCUCUUGCGGCGAUGACGGCGUGAUUCAUGUAUAUGAUAUUAACCAUCCACAAGCUCCACCCAUCAAUCUCAACGAAAGGCUAAAAGAAAAUAAUACAUCAUGGAUGACGAGUUUAAAUGCAAAAUCAUCUCACCGACAUGUCUUAAAAGUUGACGAGAAGGCAAGACUGAUUGCAUUUGGACAUACGGAUGGAUUAGUUGAGGUAUAUAGACUAGAUACGCUCAAAUUAGUAUUUGUGUCAAAUUGCCAAAGACAAGUUAUCAAAGCAUUGGAUUGGAAAUAUUUUGAUGAUAAAACAUUCCUUGCUUCUGGGGAUGAUACUGGCGAUAUUGCUAUUCAUGUUAUCAGUACAGCCGAUAUGGAAAAUACUCAUGAGAUACCUAUUCCGCAGCCUAAACCAUUACACUUCUUAAAAGGACACACAAAGAGUAUUACUGACAUCAAAUGGAGCUCACAUACAGACAUUGCAAGAGUAGCUUCCUCCUCAUCUGACAAUUUUGUAGUGGUUUGGGAUGCAAUCAAAGGAGAAAGUGUAUCAUUAUUUGAUAGACACCGAAGUAGAGUUCUAUCGCUUUCCUGGAAAGUAUCUGAUCCUGACGUCUUAUUCAGCGGAAGUGAAGAUCGAUUUAUAUACGAAUGGAACCAUAAAGAUUUCUCUUUGACAGGUUCAAUGAAAUCCAGAGUAUCCAGUGUUAUGCCAGUCUCGCAAGAAUCAGAAAAAUCAACAAGCCGGUUAAAGAAGGAUCAACAGUGUAUGCUAUUAGCUGAUAAAUUGACAGACGGGGCCGUAAUGAAAACGAUGACUGAGAUCGUGGAAAAAUACCUAAAUGAUGAUCAAAAACUUGAUAAUACUCUGUCAAGAUAUAUCAAAUUUACAAAGGAAGAUCAACCACAAGCAUCGCAGCAUCAAAAUAUCCACAACCUCUUUUUUGGGGAUAAAGAAGAUAUUUAUCACUUGGUUGAGAUCGAAGAAUCAAGUUAUUCAGCACACAAUGAUGUUCGAAAUAAUCUGGACAUUAAGUUGGCCAUGGAUAUUAUGCAAUGUCAGUAUAAAAUGUUUAGCAAGGAUCACUUUGAUGCCAAUACAAAUAGCGCUAUGAGUGAUUGGAUUAUCCUUGCGCUAAGUCCAAUGGUCGGAAAGGCAACUUGGUUAUCAUUAAUGCUCGAACAAGCCAAAAAGCUCGAAUCGUUACGACAAUUUAAUUUAUCUGCAGCAUGUUAUAUAGCCUGCACACAUAAUUACGAAGCGAUUGAAAUGUAUCAAAAGAACCACAUGUUUCGAGAGGCUAUUGCCUUAGCAAAGCUCAGAUUGCCCCCCAAUGACCCCAUCAUUAAUAGGCUUUUUGGUGAAUGGGCAAAUGAAUUACAAAAAGGAGACUCCGAUUCAUUAGCAGCUUCAUGGUAA